Fonsecaea erecta is the source of this 1194-nucleotide messenger RNA. RefSeq names its product acyl-CoA thioesterase II. The record is from RefSeq and is a predicted model, not a curated record. Gene Ontology annotation, molecular function: fatty acyl-CoA hydrolase activity. The transcript has 2 exons. Lineage: Eukaryota; Fungi; Ascomycota; Eurotiomycetes; Chaetothyriales; Herpotrichiellaceae. Gene Ontology annotation, biological process: acyl-CoA metabolic process; fatty acid catabolic process. Bases 1 to 1194 code for a protein of 397 amino acids. Gene Ontology annotation, cellular component: peroxisomal matrix.
AUGCCGACCAGGUUCGAGGUGCUCCGGGGCAAGAAGCCCAUCUCCUUUCGGCGCCUGAUGGCCCUGAAACGGAUCGGAGACGACGUCUUCGAGUCGACGACCCCGGCCUGGCCACCCGCGCCCCAUCGACGAGCUUUUGGAGGCCAUGUCUACGCCCAGGCCAUGUAUGCGGCCAGCAAGACCGUGGAGAAAGGGCUGGUGGUUCAUCAAAUGACCGGCUACUUCAUCCUUCCUGGCGCCAUCGACAUCCCGUACGUAUACCGCGUGCGCAGGAUCCGGGAUGGCGGCAUGUAUUGCCUGAGAGGGGUCGAUGUCUACCAGCACUCCGAGGACGCUGCACAGGGCACGGCGCCGUGCUUCGUCGCCACCGUCUCGUUCAAGCGCUCCGAAACGGCCGUCACCAAGUGGACCAGCUACGAGUACCAAAACCUGCCCCGCGACCACAUCCAGCGCGAAUACCACCGCGUCCUGGAAGGCCUCCGGCCCGAAGACCACCCUUUGGCACCCGGCGCCGACGCCCUUUGGUGGGAACAGGAGGAGGCCGAGUUCUGGGGCCGCGAUGCCGCCGCCUUCCCCGGCGUCGAGACCCGCAAGGUCGACAUGGCCCGGUACAACGGCAAGGCAGAACCUGGGGGCGGCGGGCGCACGGAUGGUGGCGGCGCCUCGCGUUGGCGCCAGCUGCUCUUCUACCGACUCAUCCAGGACGACGACGACGACCCGGCAGAGGCGUGCGAGCGGGAAGAGGCCGCGCGCGACCUGAACCUCCACGCCGCGGCGCACUUGUAUGCGUCGGACCGGAACUCGCUGUUCCUGAUCCAGCGCGCACUGGGUUACGAGGCCGUGCGCACCACCAUGGCGUCGUUGUCGCACACGGUCGUGUUUCACGGCGUAGCCGACCAUCUGCGCAUGGUGGACGUCGACAACGGCGCUACCGCCACCUCGAAGUGGUUCGUCCAGGAGUCCUGGACCACCAACGGCGGCGACAACCGUGGCUGUCACCACAGCCUCCUCUGGGACCCCGGCGCCGGCCGCGUCGUCGGCACCACCAUCCAGGACGGCAUGUUACGGUUUCCCACUGAGAUCGUCGAGAAGGUCAUCACCACCGCCACCGCCAGAAACAGAACCGGCGGCGACACGGAAAGCUCAUCGUUGCCAUCACAGGUUGUCCGAAAUAAAGCCGGGAGCAAAUUAUAG